Molecule: messenger RNA, 2356 nt
Organism: Mercurialis annua (annual mercury)
Lineage: Eukaryota; Viridiplantae; Streptophyta; Magnoliopsida; Malpighiales; Euphorbiaceae
Product: serine/threonine protein phosphatase 2A 55 kDa regulatory subunit B beta isoform
Exons: 14
Coding region: 215-1762 (515 amino acids)
Biological process (GO): peptidyl-serine dephosphorylation
Cellular component (GO): protein phosphatase type 2A complex; cytosol
Molecular function (GO): protein phosphatase regulator activity; protein binding
Source: RefSeq, a predicted model, not a curated record
UCUCAUUUUUAACACAAAACAAAACCAAAAAAAAAAAAUUCCUUUUUAUUAUGUAUAUGUAGCUUAAUUCAUUAUUAUUAAUUUAAUCAAUUACUGAUUAACAAUAUUUUCAUCUCUUUUAAUUCGAUCGCUUCCUUGUCGGAACUACACCUCUUCGAUUUGAUCGUUGGUUGCCUCCAAAAACACACACACAAGAGAUUGCAAAAAAAUUACAAUGAACGGUGGCGAUGAGGUCACUGCAGCUCCGCCGGCCCCACCACAGCCGUUGGAUUGGAAAUUCUCUCAGGUCUUCGGAGAGAGAACCGCCGGCGAAGAAGUUCAGGAAGUUGACAUUAUUUCAGCUAUUGAAUUUGAUAAAAGUGGUGAUCAUCUUGCUACCGGCGACCGUGGCGGCCGGGUAGUUCUUUUUGAGAGGACAGACACCAAGGAUCAUGGUGGAUCAAGAAGAGAUCUGGAGAGAAUGGAUUAUCCUAUUACUAGGCAUCCUGAGUUUCGUUAUAAAACAGAAUUUCAGAGCCAUGAACCUGAGUUUGACUAUCUCAAGAGUUUGGAAAUAGAAGAAAAAAUCAACAAAAUCAGAUGGUGCCAAACAGCCAACGGCGCCCUUUUUCUCCUAUCUACUAAUGAUAAAACCAUUAAGUUUUGGAAGGUUCAAGAAAAAAAGGUCAAGAAAAUUUCUGAAAUGAAUGUGGACCCUUCAAAAGCUGUAGGAAAUGGUAGUAUUGCUAGUUCAAGUAAUUCAAAUAGUGCUAAACCAUAUCUUGCCAAUGGAGGCUUGCCAGAGAAGUUAUGCAGUUACCCAAGCAAUGACUUCACCGUUCCACCUGGGGGCGUUCCAUCUCUGCAUUUACCUGUGGUAGUAACUUCCGGUGAAACCAGCCUGAUGGCUAGAUGUCGAAGGGUCUAUGCGCACGCACACGAUUAUCACAUCAAUUCAAUCUCAAACAACAGUGAUGGUGAAACUUUUAUUUCUGCUGAUGACCUGCGAAUCAAUCUGUGGAACUUGGAGAUUAGCAAUCAAAGUUUCAAUAUUGUUGAUGUCAAACCUACAAAUAUGGAGGAUCUAACCGAGGUUAUUACGUCUGCAGAAUUCCACCCCAACCAUUGUAAUACAUUAGCAUAUAGCAGUUCAAGAGGCUCAAUCCGACUCAUUGAUUUACGCCAGUCAGCUUUAUGUGAUUCUCAUGCUAAACUGUUUGAGGAACAGGAGGCACCGGGGUCUAGAUCAUUUUUCACAGAGAUAAUUGCUUCAAUCUCAGAUAUUAAAUUUGCCAAGGAUGGACGGCAUAUACUUAGCCGUGACUACAUGACUCUUAAGUUAUGGGACAUCAAUAUGGAUUCAGGUCCGGUUGCAACCUUCCAGGUCCAUGAGUAUUUAAGACCUAAGUUGUGUGAUUUAUAUGAAAACGAUUCAAUCUUUGAUAAAUUCGAGUGCUGCUUGAGCGGUGAUGGAAUGCGAGUGGCAACAGGGUCUUACAGCAAUCUGUUCCGCGUGUUUGGUUGUUCCCCUGGCAGUACCGAGGCAAUUACUUUGGAAGCCAGCAAAAACCCAAUGAGGAGACAAGUGCAGACGCCUUCGAGGCCUUCUAGAUCCCUGAGCAGUAUAACGCGUGUUGUGAGGCGGGGAGCAGAGAGCCCCGGAGUCGAUGCAAAUGGAAAUUCGUAUGAUUUUACGACAAAGUUGCUCCAUCUAGCAUGGCACCCAACGGAAAACUCGAUCGCCUGCGCUGCUGCAAACAGCUUGUAUAUGUACUAUGCAUAAAAAGAAGAUGGUGCCCAAGGAGAAAUGUAUUUGCUUGGUUAACUGUUUUUUUGGGUUGCUGCUGUUGGAGAAGAUUCGAUUCCUUUUCCAUUCCCACCAACGGUAAGGUGGAGGCUACACCGAUUUCAAAUGCCCCUUCAAUCUGUAACACAUGCUAAUACCGUAUCGAGGAUGUGGGUGUCUGUCGCAGAAUCCGCAAGGAAGCAACUUAGUUUUAAUGCUCCUCCUCCUCCUCCCAACCCUAAAAUCCUUAAAAAUCUCCACUUUGUUCUUUUUUUCUUUCUCAUUUAUCUUCUGAAAAUAGAAGAUUGGUGAUCUAUGUUGAUGAAAAUGUGUUGGGUUGAAGUCAGAAGAAAAUGUGAUUGUAGCUCUCCUACAACAAAAACUAAACAAGGAUGUUGAAAAUAUUUGCCACUUAGGUCCUUUUUGUUUUUGUUUUUUUCUAUUUUAAGGUAAAAUUGUAGUUUUUUUAAGCAAAUGUUGGUGGGAAGGAGCUGUUAAAACUUUUGCAGUGCUAUUUUUUUAUUGAUUCUUUGUCUAUGUUUGAAACUCCAUCCAUUUUAGUCCUCAGAUUUAAUGUAGAAUUUUCAUUAA